CUCUCUCUUUAUUAAAUGCAAAAAAAGAUGCCUGCUUCUUCCAAUAUGAAAAGAACAGGACGUAGACCAUCCUAUAUUAAUUUACAAAGUGCCAAUAGUAGCACAACAAGUCUAAUCGCUACAGAUGUGUUGUCACCACGUACACCACGCAAUAUCAGCAAAUCUCGACGUUCGUCUAUUGUUGCGGAGCAUGCAACGGAAGCGAUUUCAAACGAGAGCAAACGAAGCAGUAUAGCAUCAGGUCCUCCAUUAUUAUCUGAUAGUACAAAUUCUUAUUUCCAAGAUAUGGCAUCUGGCGAUGACGUUCAUAUCCGAUCCGAGACACCAACACUGCGAGCAAGAAACUCUAUAGACGAUUUAAACAAGCGCAACAGUGGUAAUGCUAGUAGUAGCAGUAGGCGUACACGAUCUUCCUCGAUUUCGAGUUUAUUAGGCUCCACGCAUGUACUACCUAGUUUCGACGUCCAUACGCUGUAUAAAAUUAAAACAACACGUUCAUCCAAGAAAUUGGACCAUUUUUUUGGUGAAUUUGCACCGCAUGAUAUUUGUAUCAAAGAGAUUAGAAAAGAAGGUUUGAAGGCCAUUCUUGAAUCCAAAUCACCUCUUUGUUACUUUCUAUUCCAUUUACUGCAAGAAUACAGCAGUGAAAAUCUGUUUUUCUUUAUCGAGUUGGAGCAGUAUGAAUCCUUCACCUAUGCCUCGUUGGGACAACAAUUGGCCACCGCUCAACAUAUUUUUAAUACAUACCUGACCCGAAAUAGUUACUUUGAAGUGAACUUGGAUGACAAGGUGCGUCGAUCCGUCACCGAGUCCUUGGAUAAAAAGGACGCCAAAUCUUGUUUUGACGGUGCCAAAAGAGCGGUUUAUUCGCUUUUAGAAUCGAGUUUUGUCCGAUUCCAAAAUACAGAAACCUUUCAAGAUAUGGUGGAUGAAUGCGGCGAAUUAACUACGCAUUACGAUGACAAAUCAAGAAGGGCGGCCGUGAAUAGACUAUUAAUAUAUAUUGAAGAACAGCAUACCAAAAUUUAUAAUACAGAGUCAAAUAAUAGCAUGUACCAAAGUGUCAGUCAAACAACAAAAAGGCGCCACGAAUUAAUUAAAUCUAUGAUUCAUGAAUUCUGUCGUACUUUGGUGGGUGUUGAAUUCAAUUAUUAUACUCCCGCUGAUGAAGAAGAACGCCAAUCACCCUCUCCAAGACAGAAUUUUCGCCAUGUGGGAUUUCCUUCUUUUAGUAAUGCUGCAAGUGCUAAUUCUGAAUAAACUAGAUCCCCCUCUCAAUAAUCAUUUAGAAUAAAAAUAUCACAAAAAAAAAACCAUUGUCAUAGAAUGAUUGAAAAAAAAAAUUAAAGAAUACAAUAUUAG
Molecule: messenger RNA, 1362 nt
Organism: Mucor mucedo
Lineage: Eukaryota; Fungi; Mucoromycota; Mucoromycetes; Mucorales; Mucoraceae
Exons: 3
Coding region: 16-1260 (414 amino acids)
Source: RefSeq, a predicted model, not a curated record